Molecule: messenger RNA, 1864 nt
Organism: Coregonus sp. 'balchen'
Lineage: Eukaryota; Metazoa; Chordata; Actinopteri; Salmoniformes; Salmonidae
Source: the annotation of a GenBank genome assembly
UUGAGGAGAGUAUUCCCCAACAGGGGUUCUGAGACCAGGUUGAGUGGAGUAUUCCCCAACAGGGGUUCUGAGACCAGGUUGAGUGGAGUAUUCCCCAACAGGGGUUCUGAGACCAGGUUGAGUGGAGUAUUCCCCAACAGGGGUUCUGAGACCAGGUUGAGUGGAGUAUUCCCCAACAGGGGUUCUGAGACCAGGUUGAGUGGAGUAUUCCCCAACAGGGGUUCUGAGACCAGGUUGAGUGGAGUAUUCCCCAACAGGGGUUCUGAGACCAGGUUGAGGAGAGUAUUCCCCAACAGGGGUUCUGAGACCAGGUUGAGGAGAGUAUUCCCCAACAGGGGUUCUGAGACCAGGUUGAGGAGAGUAUUCCCCCAACAGGGGUUCUGAGACCAGGUUGAGGAGAGUAUUCCCCAACAGGGGUUCUGAGACCAGGUUGAGGAGAGUAUUCCCCAACAGGGGUUCUGAGACCAGGUUGAGGAGAGUAUUCCCCAACAGGGGUUCUGAGACCAGGUUGAGUGGAGUAUUCCCCAACAGGGGUUCUAGACCAGGUUGAGUGGAGUAUUCCCCAACAGGGGUUCUAGACCAGGUUGAGUGGAGUAUUCCCCAACAGGGGUUCUAGACCAGGUUGACCAGGUUGAGUGGAGUAUUCCCCAACAGGGGUUCUAGACCAGGUUGAGUGGAGUAUUCCCCAACAGGGGUUCUAGACCAGGUUGAGUGGAGUAUUCCCCAACAGGGGUUCUAGACCAGGUUGAGUGGAGUAUUCCCCAACAGGGGUUCUAGACCAGGUUGAGUGGAGUAUUCCCCAACAGGGGUUCUAGACCAGGUUGAGUGGAGUAUUCCCCAACAGGGGUUCUAGACCAGGUUGAGUGGAGUAUUCCCCAACAGGGGUUCUAGACCAGGUUGAGUGGAGUAUUCCCCAACAGGGGUUCUAGACCAGGUUGAGUGGAGUAUUCCCCAACAGGGGUUCUGAGACCAGGUUGAGUGGAGUAUUCCCCAACAGGGGUUCUGAGACCAGGUUGAGUGGAGUAUUCCCCAACAGGGGUUCUGAGACCAGGUUGAGUGGAGUAUUCCCCAACAGGGGUUCUGAGACCAGGUUGAGUGGAGUAUUCCCCAACAGGGGUUCUGAGACCAGGUUGAGGAGAGUAUUCCCCAACAGGUGUUCUGAGACCAGGUUGAGUGGAGUAUUCCCCAACAGGGGUUUCUAGACCAGGUUGAGUGGAGUAUUCCCCAACAGGGGUUCUGAGACCAGGUUGAGUGGAGUAUUCCCCAACAGGGGUUCUGAGACCAGGUUGAGGAGAGUAUUCCCCAACAGGGGUUCUGAGACCAGGUUGAGGAGAGUAUUCCCCAACAGGGGUUCUGAGACCAGGUUGAGGAGAGUAUUCCCCAACAGGGGUUCUGAGACCAGGUUGAGGAGAGUAUUCCCCAACAGGGGUUCUGAGACCAGGUUGAGGAGAGUAUUCCCCAACAGGGGUUCUGAGACCAGGUUGAGGAGAGUAUUCCCCAACAGGGGUUCUGAGACCAGGUUGAGGAGAGUAUUCCCCAACAGGGGUUCUGAGACCAGGUUGAGGAGAGUAUUCCCCAACAGGGGUUCUGAGACCAGGUUGAGGAGAGUAUUCCCCAACAGGGGUUCUAGACCAGGUUGAGGAGAGUAUUCCCCAACAGGGGUUCUGAGACCAGGUUGAGUGGAGUAUUCCCCAACAGGGGUUCUGAGACCAGGUUGAGGAGAGUAUUCCCCAACAGGGGUUCUGAGACCAGGUUGAGGAGAGUAUUCCCCAACAGGGGUUCUGAGACCAGGUUGAGGAGAGUAUUCCCCAACAGGGGUUCUGAGACCAGGUUGAGGAGAGUAUUCCCCAACAGGGGUUCUAGA